Molecule: messenger RNA, 1605 nt
Organism: Cavenderia fasciculata
Lineage: Eukaryota; Evosea; Eumycetozoa; Acytosteliales; Cavenderiaceae
Gene: 4cl1
Product: 4-coumarate-CoA ligase
Exons: 3
Coding region: 1-1605 (534 amino acids)
Molecular function (GO): CoA-ligase activity
Source: RefSeq, a predicted model, not a curated record
AUGACAUACUAUUAUUCAAGAUCACCUGAAUUGGCAAUCCCAACAAAUAUCUCUGUCACUCAAUUUGUAAUUGAACAGAUGCGUAAAAAUGGUCUAUCGAGCAAAGUAUUGAUAGAUCCAACUCAAAACAAAGAAUAUACAGGUGCUGAAAUGAUUUAUUAUAUUGAAAGAGUAGCAAAAGGGUUAUCAAUGUUGGGAGUUAAAAAAGGAGAUAGAGUUGGAGUUAUUUUACCAAAUGUACCAGAAUAUUUUAUUAUAUUCCAUGGUAUCUUGAUUAUUGGUGCCAUUGCAACCACUGUUUCACCAGAUUACAACAUGGAAGAAGUUAAAAAAACAAUUGGUAUGGUUGAUCCAGUCGUUGUUAUCUCUACUCACGAAGCACUCCAAAAGAUUGGUAACCUUAAAAAAGAAAUACCAUCCAUUAAAAAUAUUGUCACUAUUGGUGAUGAAUCUGAUUCAAAUACAAUUUCCAUUUCAAAAUUAAUUGAUAAUGAUGGAAGUUAUCCAAAAGUUAAAAUUAAUGGACUUGAAGAUGUUGCAGUAUUACCAUUUUCAAGUGGAACUACAGGACUUCCAAAAGGUGUUGAAUUGACACAUUCCAAUUUAAUAGCCAAUGCAAUGCAAGUACAAAAUGCCGAAUUCCAAUUCUAUUUGGCCACCAAAGACGCUGUAAUGAGUGUAUUGCCAAUGUACCAUAUCUAUGGUAUGGUCUUUUUCCUCAUUGUGUGUCCGUCGGCUGGAUUAAAGUUUGUGUCAUUGCCAAAAUUCAAUGUUGACGAGUUUCUCAGAUGCAUUCAAGAUUUUAAAUUGACCGUUAGUUUUAUUGCACCUCCAGUUGCCGUGUUGCUGGCCAAGCAUCCAGCAGUUGCAAAAUACGAUCUCAGUUCGCUGCGCAUGUUGUUUAGUGGUGCAGCUCCACUAUCAUCAACCAUUGAAAAUGCAAUCAGAGAGAGAUUCAAAGGAAAGGUCACUAUGAAACAAGGAUAUGGAUUGACAGAAGCAUCACCAACCAUCUUCCUCACUGUAUUCAAUAUGACCAAGACUGGAUCAGUUGGUACUCUACUUCCCAAUCAAGUCAUCAAGAUCAUCGAUACGACUGAUCCAACCAAAUUGUUGGGUAUAGGUGAAGCCGGUGAACUCUGUGUCAAGGGUCCAAAUGUCAUGAAGGGUUAUUACAAGAAUCCAAAAGCUACUGCCGAAGUAAUCGACCAAGAUGGCUUUCUACAUACAGGCGAUGUUGGAUAUAUUGAUGAAGAUGGAUAUUGUUUCAUUACAGACCGUUUCAAGGAAUUGAUUAAGUAUAAGGGGUUCCAAGUCCCACCUGCCGAACUUGAAGGUACACUCCUUCAACAUCCACUCAUUAUAGAUUGUGCUGUUAUUGGUGUACCCGAUGAGACUUGUGGUGAAUUACCACGAGCCUAUGUAGUCAUCAAACCAAAUUCACAAAUCUCCCCAUCUGAAAUUCAACAAUGGCUCGAACCAAAGGUUGCCCAUUACAAACGACUUCGUGGUGGUGUUGUAUUAAUCGAUGUAAUUCCAAAAUCUGCUGCCGGUAAAAUCCUUAGAAAAGAUUUAAAAUCAAAAUUCCUUUCAUCUAAAUUAUAA